Molecule: messenger RNA, 1261 nt
Organism: Aphanomyces invadans
Lineage: Eukaryota; Oomycota; Saprolegniomycetes; Saprolegniales; Verrucalvaceae
Exons: 7
Coding region: 17-688 (223 amino acids)
Source: RefSeq, a predicted model, not a curated record
UGCUGGAACGCGAAGGAUGACCGACGGCAAGUGCGCGGACGCGCCAGCGACGAGCGCCAGCAACAACGUUGCGCUCGUGGUUCAGAGCAUCCAAGGACAUUAUUCGAUCUGGACGCGAAUCCUUAGUGCCGUAUGGAACUUUAUUCUGGACAUUGUGCUCGGCACGACUGCAUUGCAGCGCAUUUGCUCCCAAGAAACAAAAGACACCCGCGGGAUGAUGGUCAAAGUUCGAACGAACGUGGCGCUGGACAGUUCCCUCAAGGAAGCGCAACAGGACAUCUUUGAUUUUAAACCGUUCGACGUGAAUGAAACCUUGCUCCGGGUCGGCGAAAUCAAGAAAUACGCCAUCUCGAAAAUAUGCGAAUCGAACCUCCGCACGUGCUUCAUUCGAUUUCGACAAGUGAAUGAAGUGUACUCUCAAGCGUUGGCGCUGAAGGACGAAGCGUACGAUUCGAAGAACGACGAGCAUGAGGCCUUGUUGGAACAACUCUGGUCCAAUUUGAAGCCGGACGUCCGCCGCACGGGUGGCCGCUACACAAAGGAGUGGGGUGAAAUCGGGUUCCAGGGACAGGAUCCUAUGACCGACUUCAGAAGCAUGGGGUUACUCGCGUUGAAGCAGCUGGUGUACUACACGGAGCAUUACCCUGUGGAAGCGCGACGGUACCAUCGCAUGGGCCUGCCAUGGUGAGACACACACUUCUCUUGUUUCGUAGUGCGCUCGUGCAUGCGAGCCACCCGACGCAGUGGUAUCCCUUUGCUGUCACGGGCAUCAAUAUCACGAGGUAAUGCUGACACGUACCAAAGUCUUUCGAUGCUUCCUUCCGUCUUUGCAGUUUUGUUGUGGAUGUCAUGCGCGAACGUCUGGUCGACUCGCGACUCUACGACAAGCAGUGCGAUUUAACGCAGCUCCACGAGUUCUACUGCAUGGUCUUCUCCAUGUUUGAUGCUCUGUGGGUGGAAUCCAACCCGACGGACCUCAUGGCGUUCCCUGCCGUGUUCAAGAUGCUGCAAGAAACCAUCCGCCUUGAACUCACCGAGCGCUCGUUCCCGUGAACGACCGCCUUGGUGUGGUGGUCGCCAACGCUGCAAUUCCGACAAAGAAUGAGCCUUCGUCUGUUCGAAAGCGUUGAAUUCAUAUCAUGUCGACGACAAGGGGUAACAAAUCGGUCCCUACACCACAACACAGCCUCGGUUGCAUUUCAGAUAUCUUACGCUUCAUCAUCACUGCUGACCAAAUCUAUGCACAUCGUUGGGGGUGGCA